Molecule: messenger RNA, 2467 nt
Organism: Daphnia pulicaria
Lineage: Eukaryota; Metazoa; Arthropoda; Branchiopoda; Diplostraca; Daphniidae
Product: short-chain dehydrogenase/reductase family 42E member 1-like
Exons: 3
Coding region: 965-2104 (379 amino acids)
Biological process (GO): steroid biosynthetic process
Molecular function (GO): 3-beta-hydroxy-Delta5-steroid dehydrogenase (NAD+) activity
Source: RefSeq, a predicted model, not a curated record
UCACAACGUAGCUGGUUGAAUAAUGAAAUGGAGAAAAUCAGCAACACCAAAUAUUUAUAACUAACACUUUUCUUCUAUUUAAAUAUACCCAUUCCACCAAGACAAGUAGGUAGCCGUUCUUUCAUAUAGGAUAGAACUUGUUGAACAAGUUUGAGUUUUGUUACUAACCUACUUUGUUACGUUUUUCAUUUUGGCGGUAGUACGAGAAAACCUCUCUAAAAUUGAUCAGCAGAUCGCUGAUAGAGAGCAGCCUGUAGAAAGAUCACUACUUCCCUCCCUUGAUUUCUGGGAGGAAAGUAGGGUAAUCUGACUUUUUUAAAACAUCCAUCGUGUACUUAGUGAAACAUAAAUAAUAACGCUAGAUGUAAAAAAUGUAAUCAAAAAGUUUCGAAGAGUUCCUGUAGUAGCUAGCAAACUGCGUAGAUCGAGAAAUUUUUAUUUCGAAAUUUUCUACUUCAAUGCCAAAAAAAAAUUUGCAAGUUUUCGAAAGGUAUUUACGUAUCGUAUGACUCCCUAUUAGGUUAUUUGAGUAUUUGGCGCUCAGAGCUUUCCAGUUUUCGACAGAGGCCAGAGAAACGAGAAAGUAAAAACUUUCCGGAUUGGAUUGAUCCCCAUGAACUUAUCGAGUAGCAAAAGUUGACUCCCUAUAAAAGUAAAAACUUGAUUUUUUCACCGUAAAUCUGAUUGAAAUACGUUAACCACAGAUAAAGACCACGGUGGUCUUUAUCUGUGAUGUCAACUUUCUUUGUCACGAUCAUGGUCACGAAUCACGAUGGUAGAUAUUGUGAUAUUGAAUUGAAUGGACUUGACAACGGCGUUAGGAAUGAACAUAUAUUAGCAGACGAUCGAAACCCAAAUAGAUAAGCACUUGUAUUCAUCAAUACUUGUGGCCUACUUUAACUUUGAUAAUUUGUCUGUUGUCUCAUCACGAGAUCAUUACUAGCUAAACAGGUAUCAUUAAAGUAUGGACGGUCAACCUGCUUACAAGUUUCUCAUAACGGGUGGCGGCGGUUACAUUGGUUUCCACAUAGGCUUACGACUUCUUCAGCUUCAACAUGAAGUCAUUCUUUUUGACGUUAAUUAUCCUGCCAAAAAAUGGGAUCCAAACAGUGAACAUUCAGUCUCACACAACACAGAUGGAAUGAAAAGCGAAGAAAUCUGUUGUUCCCAUGGAACAAUGAAAUUCAUCAAUGGAGAUGUAAGGGACGUUGAUUCAUUAUUGGAAGCAACCCAAAAUGUUACAUGUGUUAUACAUACUGCUUCAUAUGGAAUGUCUGGUCGGGAACAAAUGCCACCCUACUUUGACAAAGUAGAAGAGGUUAACAUAGUCGGAACGCGUAACGUCAUCAAAGCAUGCGCCGAGAACAAUUGCAAAGGCCUGGUGUAUACAAGCACAUACAAUGUUGUCUUCGGUGGAGAUGCAAUACUCAACGGGGAUGAAAGUCUGCCUUAUUUCCCGUUACAUCGUCACGUUGAUCAUUACUCUCGCACAAAAUCAAUUGCCGAACAACUAGUCCUUACCAGCAACGGACGCGGAGAUCUACACACAUGUGCACUUAGACUAGCUGGUGUUAUUGGGCGAGGCGAGUCAAGACACUUGCCACGUGUGCUUGGUGCUAUCCGUAAGGGCAUGGUACGAUUUAAUUACUACGACGAACAUGGUGGAAAGGUCGAUUUUAUUGGGUUAGAAAAUGUAGUUCAAGGACAUGUAAAAGCUGCAUUAAAAUUAGCAGAUAUCAAUCGCAAUAUUCCUGGAAUAGGAGGAAUAGGAGGCCAAGCGUUCUUUCUAUCUGAUGGAUGUCCAGUCAACAACUUGGAAUAUUUCAAACCAUUAAUGGAACAUUACGGACAGCCGUUUCCCACUACCCGAAUACCCAUGUGGUUGAUGUACAUUCUUGUUUUUUUCGUGCAUUUUGUUUACAGUGCUAUUUAUCGAUUCAUCGACUUUACUCCUUUUCUCACUCCCGCCGAAUUGUUCAAGACAGGUGUUACCCACUAUUUUUCUAUAGACAAGGCUCGCAAACAGCUGGAUUAUCAUCCCGUGAGACCCAAUGACUUAUCCGAAAUUAUUACUGAUUUGCGAGAACCGCAUCGAUCUUCGUGAUUUCAGUUCUUGACUAAAUUUGCGUUAUAGUAGAGUUUUGUAGGGAAUUUUUACGGGUUAAUUUUCUGCUAUCCAAAUAUUUAUAAUAUCUGCAAUGCCAAUUCACAAUAUAAAAGGGUUUUCUAACUUGCAUUAUUAUUAUAUUAAAUGUAAUACAGAAGCUUGGUUGGAGAAAUCAAAGUUUAAAUAGGGUCCAAAUUAUUCUGGGAUCUUUUUUUUCUUAUUACUUUAACAUCAAUGCCUCCUUUCCUUCCUAUUUUGGCUGUUUGGGUUAUUGGGUAAAUAUAAUAAUAUAAAAUGUGUUACUUUGCGAUUAUUUGCAUACACGUACUAGGCUAUGUAAAAAAAGGUAAUUAUUUUUUU